Molecule: messenger RNA, 219 nt
Organism: Saprolegnia parasitica CBS 223.65
Lineage: Eukaryota; Oomycota; Saprolegniomycetes; Saprolegniales; Saprolegniaceae
Exons: 2
Coding region: 1-219 (72 amino acids)
Source: RefSeq, a predicted model, not a curated record
AUGCACGUCAAGGUCCAUUGGGACGCGGUCGACCAAAGCAGUCUCCUCUACGCGUACUUGGCCGACAUCUAUUACGACGACGGGACGGGCGAGAUGGAGCUCGACGACGUCAAGCACUUUGUGCAUGAGCUCGUCGACGACGUCAUUGCAAGCCUCGAAGACCCGAGAAGCCACCGCGUGCGCUUGCAGUCGCUAGUCCACGUCUUGCAGAUUUCGUAA